AUGGUAAAUAGAAUUAAAUUUCAAGGAAUUUUAUUACUGAAUAUUUGUCUUCUGAUAAUCAGUAAUUUUGUGAAUGCUGGUCGAACUGAUUGGUCAGUAGAAAAGAGUGCAGCAUUCUGGAAUGAACAAGCUCGAUUAUCAAUUGAAGAGAUAUUACAACGACGUGAUAAUACUCGAAUUGCUAAAAAUGUAAUUCUAUUUUUGGGUGAUGGUAUGGGUGUACCAACCGUUACUGCAGGUCGAAUUCGAAAAGGACAAAUGAAAAAUCAAUUAGGUGAAGAUUAUAUUACUGAAAUGGAACAAUUUCAACAUUUAGGUUUAUCAAAAACAUAUAAUAUCGAUGCUCAAACACCAGACUCUGCAGCAACAGCAACAGCUUAUUUAUGUGGUGUUAAAGCACAAUUAGGUACAAUAGGAGUUGAUGGACGUGCAAAACGACAAAACUGUACAAGUUCAAUCGGUGCAAAUGUUUCGAGUAUUCUUAGUUGGGCUCAACAAGCUGGUAAAAAAGUUGGUGUUAUAACAACAACUCGUAUAACUCAUGCAACACCAGCUGCUUCUUAUGCUCAUACACCUGAUCGUGAUUGGGAAAGUUUUAAUACGAAAACAUUCGGUAUUAAACAAGUCGAAGAUGGUUGUCGUGAUAUUUCUUAUCAACUUGUAACUCAUAAACCACCAAUUGAUCUUAUACUAGGUGGUGGUCGUCGUUCGUUUUAUCCAAAUUCAAUAUCUGAUGUUGAAUAUCCAACAUUGAAUGGUACGCGUACUGAUAAUCGAUCACUUAUUGAUGAAUAUUGGCCUGGAAGUUUUAUUUGGAAUAAAAAACAAAUGAAUAAGACUAUUUUAGGUACUACGAAACCAUUAAUGGGAUUAUUUGAAUAUAAUCAUAUGUUAUACGAAACUGAUAGAAUUAAGAUAAAAGAAAAUGAUGAUCCAAGUUUAUCUGAAAUGACAAAAUUUGCAAUUGAACAUUUUUUAACUAUGGAACGAAAUGGUUUUUUUCUUUUAAUUGAAGGUGGAAAAAUUGAUCAUGGACAUCAUGAUACUAAGCCACGUUAUGCACUUGAUGAAUAUGUUGAAUUUGAUAAUGCUAUUGGACAAGCUAAACAAUUAUUAAAAGAAAAAGGUGUUCUUGAUGAUACACUUCUUGUUGUUACUGCAGAUCAUUCACAUGUAUUUACUUUUGGAGGAUAUUCAAAUCGUGGAUCGAAUAUAUUAGGUUUUGCUUCAUCAGAAUCAUUAAAUGUUAGUGACAUUGAUCAAUUACCUAUUAAUAUAAUAGCUUAUGGAAACGGACCAAAUUAUCGUUCAAAUCGAAAUGCAACUUAUCUAGCUUCACUUAAUACUAAUUCAACUGAAUACUUAUCACCAACAGCUCAACCAAACCAAGAUGAAACGCAUGGAGGUGAUGAUGUACCUGUAUUUGCUCAUGGACCAUGGAGUCAUUUAUUUAUCGGAACAAUGGAACAACAUACAAUUGCACAUAAGAUGGCGUAUGCAGCAUGUUGGGGUGCUUAUACAAAUAGAAAUGGAUGUCCAUCAUUAGCUAAUCGAACACCCGCAACAACAGCAACAACAACAGCAGCAGCAGCAAGAGCAGCAACAGCUCGACCAUCUGGUGGAAUAAAUUUAUUUCAUCAAUUUAACCUUAUUGAAAAGGUUCUUAGUUUCUUACUUAUUCUUAUAUUUAUUUAA
Molecule: messenger RNA, 1695 nt
Organism: Adineta steineri
Lineage: Eukaryota; Metazoa; Rotifera; Eurotatoria; Adinetida; Adinetidae
Source: the annotation of a GenBank genome assembly